AAUUAGCAUAUAUUUUGAAAUAGUUCUAAAACAAUGGACUACGCAGUUUAGGGAAGUAUUUGAACCUCUCUAGCAUUUGUAGAUUCUAUUGAGAAUUUUAUGUUAGACAAUCAUCCUGUAGUUUGCAAAUCCAGGUUUUUAAAAAAAAUCAGGAUGCCUUUAAUUUCUUUUUCUUGUCUUAUGAUAGAGGAUGGAACAUUAGUACUAUGUUAAAAUAAGAGGAACAAGAAGCUCAAACACUUUUGCCUUGUUUCUAAUCUUAGAGAAGAAUUCAGUUUUUUUAUUAUUAAAUAUGCUGUUAGCUGUAGAUUUUAGGAUGUUUCUUCUCAUGAGAUUUUAAAAGUUUUACUCUAGUCCUAAUGUACUGAGAAUUUUUAUCAUGAAUAGGUGUUGAAUUUUGUUGAGCUCAUUCUGCAACAGUUGAUACCCUAUACUUUUUUCUUCUUCAAUCUGUUAAUAUGGUAGGUUACAGUAACUGAUUUCCAGAUACUGAACUAGCUUUGUAUACCUGAAAUAUAUCUCACUUGGCUAGGAGAUAUAUUAUUAUUAUUAUCAUUAUUAUUUUUUAAAGUGUUGAACAGAAUUUUAAGAUCUCAUAAAAAGUUAGUAACAUCUCUCAUGAUCAUCUGUCAUGUCUGGUUUGGGGUAUCAGUAAUACGGUGUCGUAAAAUAAGUGGGAAAGUGUUCCCUCUUCUCUUUUUCACAAGAAAUUAUGUAAAAUUGAUUAAAAUUGGUAUUGGCUUUUAAUGUACUAAAAAUAACUGAGAAAAAACUAACAAUAGUGUAAAUUUUCAAAGAUAAAAUUGGAUCUUGACUGCGAGAUGAUCCAGUAAGUUACUUAUGAAAGUACAUCGCCUUGAAUUCUUUAGGAACGCUCGCUGUAGUUACAUAUAUUUGUGUGUAAUUCUUUAGGAGCCAUGUAUAUUUAUAGCGUAUAUAUUUCUUCAGGAAUUUUAUAAACACACGAAUGAUUGAGUGACUAAAUGAAUGAGAACUUUAUACAUACAUGAAUGAACAAACGAACAAAUGAACUGGCUCAUUUCAAUUCCCGUAAUUUCUAGUUUAAAAUUUCUAAUGUUGAGAGUGCGUCUCUGAGAGGAAAACAGACCUUUUCCUACUACUAGCAAGAGCAGCCUGGACGGGUUGGAGAGGACUGCUCUCCCUCAAACCUGUAGCCUUAUCGUUCCUGGCCACGCCCCGGGAGACCGGACCGGUGCCUGACGCUCCGCCAGGAAAAAGAGGCGACGCAGGUGAUGGCGGAGACCGGUGAGGGAAGCGAGAAGUCGCCCCAGCCGUCGGAGGAGGCGCCCAAGUCGAUGGGGCUCCCGAUCGCGCAGAGUCCGAGGUCGGGCAACAGGAGCCGCCGCCUUCCAUUGGGGGGGCUAGACGCAGCCGCAGAGUUGGUGGCCACCGACUGCAAAACUGGCGCUCCGAAUGGGGAGGAGGUCCUGGAAACCUGGGGCGCAGAGCUCCGCGUCUGAGGUGCCGGGAAAGGGAAAGGCAAGGCGAGGAAGCAAAGGCUGAAAAGUGCGCCAUCACCUCUGUAGCGGUGGAAGAAGAGGUGGGGUCUGAACUGGUGAUGGCGCAAGGCGUGGAGGAGGAGGCUGUGGAGGCGGCAGUGGAGAAGGAAGCCCCAGUAGGUGAGGAAAUGGAAGUGGCGGAGGAAGAUAGAGGGACAGGGGAGGUGUAGGGGGCAAGGCCCUGGCCCCUAAAUAUGAAUCUGCGCAUGGAUCCUCUGGAAGCCAUCCAGCUGGAACUGGACACUGAAUGCUCAGGCGGCAGGGCCUUCCGACAGCUGGAGCAGAAGUUCGGACGGAUGCGUCGACAUUACCUGGAGCAAAGGAACUACAUCAUUCAGAGUAUCCUGGGCUUCUGGAUGACCGCCUUUAGGAACCGCCCCCAGCUGUCUCACAUGGAUAGGGGCCAAGAUGCAGACAUGUUAAGGUACGUAACUAAUUUGGAGGUGAGGGAACUCCGACAUCCUAGAACGGGCUGCAAAUUCAAGUUCUUCUGUAGAAGAAAUCCGUACUUCAAAAACAAGGUGAUCGCCAAGGAGUAUGAGGUCAGAUCCUCCGGGCGAGUGGUGUCUCCCUCCACUCCAAUCACAUGGCGUAGGGGACGUGAACCCCAGACCUUCAUUCGCAGAAACCAAGACCUCAUCUGCAGCUUUUUUACCUGGUUUUCAGACCACAGUCUUCCAGAGUCUGGCAGAAUUGCGGAGAUUAUCAAAGAGGAUCUGUGGCCAAAUCCACUGCAAUACUACCUGCUGCAUGAAGGAGUCCGCAGAGCCAGGCGUCGACCUAUUUUAAUACGAGAGCCGGUCGAGAUCCCCAGGCCCUUUGGUUUCCAAUCCGGUUAGCUUCUACUUUAGGGAAUACUCCUGCACAAAUGCCCCUACCGCCUCCUGCUGGAUUUAAGCUUAGGCAAAAGCAAUGGUAUGCUUUUUUUUUUUUUUUUGGUUGAACUCUGUAUCCUCUCUCUUCUGGAUAUUCAGCUCUUUCAACUUCAAGAUUGAGACUGUUAUGGACAUACUUCUUAACUAAUACUUGGCUUCCAUGCUCUUCUGUGUUAAUAUCCGAUGCUGCAUGACAAUAGUUCACACUACUUCUAAGACAAGCCAGUGAUGAUGUAGGUUGCAUUACCUUUACACUGCGUAGACCCUGUUUUUCUGAGAGCCUCUGAUUUUACUGCCACUUGGAUUUCUAGCUUUCUGUCCAGGAGGCCAUUCUGCUCCUCCUGCUCUGCAUCCAGCAGUUUAGGAGCUCGGUACUGGGCAUUAAUGAUGUCAAGGGAGAGUAACAGUGAACCAGUUUUUCUGUGAUUUACGCUACUUCAUAACUUUUCCCGUACCACUUGUUACCUUCUAAUGUUGCCUGCUAUUUGCGAUGUCAACUCCUUUGAGUGUUGCCAACAACUCUGUCGCCCAUAUUAACGUUUUCCUCCUAUUAUAAAGAAAAAACUUUAAAAAAAAUAGUUUAGAAACAUCGGAAAAAGUAGGCUUUUUUGUUUUGGCUCUUAUUUCCAGAGUAGAGAGGUUACCAUAAGUCAAUAGACUUAGAGAUCUGAUUUUCCUCUCUCCUUCCUUCACAACUCCUCAUGCUCUAACAAAUGUAGAGGGCUUAAAGGGAGGCAUAUUUAGUUGGAAAGAAGGGCAGAUUACUUUACAAUCAAUAGAAGAGACUAUGAUGGGUGCUCUUAAGUAGGGGAAACUGAACAAAAAGAGGCAGAAAUGAGCCAGGUAAAAAUUGGGUUGAGAAUGAAGACUGGGCUGACAGAGCUGGCAGUCUUAUUCUAUCAGUGGUAAUGGGAGGAGAUAUUUUCUCAGGUUUGAAAUAGAAAAAUUGCAGGAAUUUUGGAGUGUUAAAUAUGUUGCUUAGGAAAGGGUUCUUUAAAGAAACAGUGCAAUUUUGAAUGCUUUUCUUGUUUAUGUGAAUUGACAAACAUGGAAGAUUAUUCUGUUGUUAUUUCAUUAAUACUUGUUAUUUUCUGUUAAUGCUGGAAAAAUUCAACUAUAGCUUUUUUUUGCUUUUUUUUUUUAGCUUUCACUUGGGAACAUUUGGAAAUAAUUGUACUUUCCUGUACAGUAUUGAGACUUAAGUGAAUAUUCUUAAAGAGUUUUCAGGUUCUCUUUUCUGUUAAGCUGUAUUUGUAGCAACAUAGUUUGGAUGACGUGGUCUUUAUCAGACUUGUGAAGUUAUUGUCUUCAUGGAAAAAUAAUUCACAAAAAAUACGUGGCUUGAUUGAUUUUCUUGAUAAUUUGUUCUGGUAACAACUUAGUGGAUGUGUCUCUUUUCUUUAAUUGCAUUAAGUACCUGUGAGAUUACUAUGUUAAAUUAGAAAUGUACUAUUGGCAUAUUUGUCUUUUUUUUAUAUUUAUGAUGGUAGAAUAAAAGCAUAAAAAAAAUAAAAUUUCUAAUGUUAUACAAAUGUUUACUUGGAGUUUUUAAAUUAAUGAUUAGUAUUCCCUGAAAAGACAUGAUCAAUUAUGUUUUGAGAAUUUGCUUAUUAUAUUCCCCUCUCCAUCCCUAGAGCCAUAAUUCAUAUUACUGUUUGUAGGCUCUGCUUGUCAUAUAUUAAAUAUUUAAAUUAUUUUAACCCAUUUUCCAAACUUAUUCAUUAAAUGUUAUCUAUUAACAUUUCAUCAAACAUUAGCUUGGAAAAUUCUAUCACUAUUCCUGUCUUCACCUGGCUUAGGAAAGAAAUCAAAAUUUCUCCCAGAUCUCUUCAGGGAAAAAAAGCCCUUUUACAGCCACCGUCCCCUUUAAUUCCAGAUUUAGGUCCCUUCUGAUCUAUUUCACUGAGUGCUGUUUAUUAUCUAGAGAGCCAAAGGAUCUUAAUAUUGUUUCUCUUUUGAAUGAUAGUCUGCAGGGCUUCUAGAUUAUGACUAGGAUUUUUCCUUCUUGGGAUAAAACACUUCUGCCCUGGAUAGUCAGGAACAAUUCUUUUCUUUCUCUUCAAUCCUUGCACUUGGGUUUCAAGGAAACCUUUUUCAAAGGACAGUCGAGGAUGUAUGUUUUUAUGUGCAUAUAUGUGGAUGGGUAGAUACAUGGGUUUUCAUACGCGUGUAUGUGUAUGGAUGGAUAGAGAUAGCUUGAUAGGUAGGUUUUUUAACUUCUGUCUUCUGAAGGGUCAAAAAAGCAAGUAUAUUUAGUCAAGAGCUGAAUGAUACAACAUGGAAAGCUUGGAGUUCAAAAAUCAUUUUUACGAUUAGGAUCAAGAUGGAACUAUGUAAGAAUCAACAGUGUGUGCUAUAUAUAUUUUAUAAUCCAUCUCCCUUUAGGGAGAUAGACUGACAAGGUCAGUCUAGGAUUAGGGUUACUUUUAGUAGUUGUCUUUUUAAUAUCCUUUAGUCUGGAACAUUUCUAAUGCCUUUGCCUUUUACAAUAAAAGACUAGCUGGGUCUAAUUUUAAUUGACAACUUAAUUAGAAGAGGUGAUUGUUUUGUUUUUUAUGUUGUUGUUGUGGACUCUUUUCUACUUUGAACAUAUUCAGUAAUAGGACCCAAAAGUCUGAAGCAAAACUCCUAUUUGGGGGACUGUGAUAAAUACUGUUAUAUCUUUUUCAGCCCUGGUGGAGCUGAGAGUUGGAAGCCACAGGUUCAUCUGAUGCUAAAUUAUAAAGAUCAUUGGCUGCAGUUCUUCGGUCAGAUGAAAUCCGAAGCAGGUUUUUAGAUGUUAGCAUUGUUCUAGGGUUUUAAUAUUCUAUAUCUGAACAAAUACCCUGUUAUGUAAGAUUUUAGAUGUGUUUGUACAGACAGAAUGAAACUCCUCUUGCAGUGACUAGUGGACUUUGUUAGAUCCUUAUUAACUUUAGUGGGAAAGAUAUUGAGCUUCUUGAUUCAUACAACAAAAAUCUUCUUUUCCAGUCUUGAGUCAAGUCCCUCAUAGGUUGGAUCUGGUAUGUAUCAUUGGUGAUGCCAUGUAUACCAGAAGUAUAAGUGUAUUUUGAUGGAAGAGUAAAGGAUAACAUAAGUAACUUACUAAGGUUGUUCCAUUUUUAUGACUAAUCUUUUGUGAUUGUGAUUUGACAUAUGAUCUAAAUAAAAAUAAAUUUCAUAGUGAAGAAUGUCAAAGUGUACUAUAUAAGUGAAUUCCUAAAAAUAUAUAAAAUAGAAGCUUAAGAAAGGAGAACAUUGAUUGUCCCUAUUGGUUUAGCUUUCCGGAUUAUGUGUAUCAGCUCUAAUAGAACUUUCUGUAAUAAUGGAAAUAUUCUGUAAUCUGUGCUAUCUGGCACAGUAUUAUCCACAUGUACAUAUUUAGCAUUUGAAAUGUAGCUAAUGUGACUGAGAGAGUGAAUUUUUAUUUCGUUUUAUUUUGGUGGUGGUAGGGAUUAAGUCUAGGCAGGGCUUUUGCAAUGAUUACAUCCCCAGCCCUUUUUCCCUUUUUGUUUUGAGACUUGGGGUCUUCCUAGGUGGCUAAAUUUGACCUGCCUCAGCUUCCCAGAGUGCUGAAAUUAUAGGCAUGCCACCACCACAUUCAGUUGAGAGACUGAAUUUUAAAUUUUUAUUUAAUGCAAUUUAAUUAGCCACAUAUGGCAAGUUGUACUGCAUUAGACAACACAGAUAUGGAUUAAUUUCGUUAGGAACAAAAACAAGCAAGUGUUUUAAUCUAAUAGAUUUGAUCCAGUUUAGAAUCUCCAAAAGCCUGUUCGUGUAGCAAUGACAUACAAAAUGAAAUCAUGAAAAAUCAUUGGAGGGCUUCUUGUUGCAAGUAAUACAGGUAGAGAUGCUAACGUCUAGAGAUUUUUAUAAGGUCUGAAUGUUCAUUUGUUUUAAUUAGGAAUGUUAUGGAAUUGCUACAGGUCAAAAUGGAAAAUAAAACAAUGAAAUAAUACAUUUAAUUCUACAAAUAUUUAUUGGAUUCUUCCUCUAGGGCAUUUACUACAUUAAGCUUGGCAAUUAUUUGCAGCCAGUUUCCUGUCACACCUGUUACAGACUUCACUAAUAAGUGACUGGUUGGUUGGUUGGUUGGUUGGUUGGUUUUUUCCAUUUUUUUCCCCCCACCUAAGUAACCAUGGAUAACAUUAGAAUAAUUUUCAGUUGAGUACAGCAAGCAGAGGUGACAGAGAGAGGAAACAUGUCACCCUUUCUUCACUUGGAGAUGCAGAGAUAGCUAAGACAUAGGCCUCCCCUCAAGGAUAUCAGUCACAUUUUAGGAGACAGACAUUCUUAACAAGUAAAUUAUGAAGUAUCUGCAGAAAAUAUUAUGAAGAAAGGGAGUGAUCUAGAACAGGGUUUUUUAACCUUUGUGCUACAGAGUUUAGGUAUCAUGUUUGAAUUGCAUGUUAUUUAUGCAAAAGCUGAUUGUUUACACACCACAUUUUGUGGGGAGAGGGUUCAUAGUUAUUAAAAAA
Messenger RNA from Heterocephalus glaber (naked mole-rat), 6852 nucleotides. The record is from RefSeq and is a predicted model, not a curated record. Lineage: Eukaryota; Metazoa; Chordata; Mammalia; Rodentia; Bathyergidae.